AUGAAUCUAAAAUUAGGUCCAAGCUUGAAAAUUAAUAUUUGGGAAGAAUGUUUAGAAAGUAAUGUUCUGAAAAUUAUAUUAUUUAGUGGCUCAAAAAAUGGUUUCUUGAAUUUGAUUAACAAUUUUCCUUCUAUUACGAACGUGUCAACAGUGGAAGUUGAACAUACAAAAGAUACUGAGCUUAAUAUAGCAAAGAGACCAGGUAUUGGCACGCUCGGAACAACUAUUCAAUAUAAGUGCAAUUACUAUAAGAUAACAAGGUUUCCAAAUGCUACCAUAAAUCAUUACGGUUUCGAUAUUAUCCCCAAAGCAAAUAAAGAUACAAUCGCGUAUGUUUACGAUAAAUUAGCUUAUCAAAAUGGGUUUAACGGCGUUUUUGACGGUAACAACUCAAUUUAUUCGGCAACUCCUUUAAAUCUCGAGAAUGAGAAGGGUGGAAACCUUUUUGAGUUGCAAGUAUCACAAAGUGGUGAUUUUAGAGUUCGUAAUGGUUCUUAUAAAGUCACAAUCCGGUUUAUUCAAGAACUUUCUUUCGAUGAACUUCAAAAAUUUGUUUCGGGAAGCAUUGCUUCCGUCGGUGAGGUGAUUAAGUGUAUUAUGGCAUUAAACGCGUAUAUCAAUUUUACUGUUCGUCAUAAUUAUCCUUCCAUUGGGAGAAGUAUUUUUCCACAUUCACGUCAAGUCGUUUGUCCCGAUCUUGACUUAAACCCAAUCAUCCUUCCUGGUGCAUUUGAAUUAAGACUAGGAUUUUAUCAGUCAUUACGUCCCGUAUGGAAUUCCUUGGCAAUAAAUGUAGAUGUUUGCGCAAGUGUAUUUUAUUUAGGAGGUCCCUUCCUGGAAGUGAUAGCAAGGUUACUUAAUAAACAUAGUAUAGACGAAUUCCGGCAAGGACUGUCAUCACGUGAAUGGACGAUAUUAGCAAAAUUCGUAAGACGUCUAAAAAUACGCACUAUUCAUCGUGGCCAACGUAGGCCUGUGUACAUUGUUCGAAAAUUAUCAACCGAACCAGCCGAUCGAUUAUAUUUUAACAUAAACGAAGCCAAAGUUUCUGUCGCUGAAUACUUCUAUAGGACUUAUAAUCGUCGAUUAAGUUUUGAAAAUUUACCAUGCGUUAUGGUAAGAAAUGAUGUAUAUUUACCACUGGAAGUAUGCGACAUUUUACCCGGUCAACGAUUCGAUGGCCAAUUAGCUGAUUCUACCCACGCAGAAAUGAUUAAGCAUACUUGUAUUAAACCUAGUGAGAGGUUUAAUCGAAUCUCAAGAGCAGUUCAAGGAAUAUUUAAACAUAGUAGGGAUCCGCAUAUAAAUUCUAUUGGUAUGGACGUUGAUAAAGAAAAUAUGUUAAUUGAUGGCCGCGUACUUGAUCCUCCAACAAUUGAGUACAAUUCUAAAAGUGUAAAUCAAACACAUGUCCCCAAAGACGGUCGAUGGAACCUUUUAAAUAAGAUAGUUGUUCAAGGAAAAAACCUUGAAAAUUGGUCGGUAUUAGUUUUUGGCACAAGAGUGCCAGAGCCGAGCAUAGAGCAAUUUAUGAGACAAUUUCGAGAAACUGCUAAUCAAAAGGGUUUGAACGUAUCAAAUAAACCGAAGAUAUCGUAUGCUAGUCCCAUAGGAAACAUUGAACAAGCUUUAUAUCAAGCUUGUUUGGAUGCCCGAAUCAAUAAAGAAUUACCUCCGCAAUUAGUUUUUUGUAUAAUGGAACAAACUGGUCCUUUAUAUGGUGAGAUAAAGCGCGUGGGUGAUACUAUAUUAGGUGUACCUACCCAAGUCCUCUUGUCAAAACUUAUCACCAAGCGAUCAGGACUUGAUCAAGUUUGUGCAAACAUAUCCCUCAAAGUAAAUGUAAAGUUAGGAGGGAAAAACAGUUUGCUGUCAAGAGGACAACUCAAAUUUGUGUCUCAAGUUCCGACAAUGAUAUUUGGAGCAGAUGUGUUCCAUCCGGGCAGAGGGGAACGUAAACCCAGCGUUGCCGCUGUUUGUGCAUCUAUGGAUAUAGAUGCUGUCGUAUAUGCCGGGCGUUAUAGCGUUAAUAAAUUGCCACGCAAUGAAACUAUAGAAAAUCUUGAAGAUAUGGUAAACGAUUUGCUUCGUGCCUUUUGGGAAAGAAAUAUGUCACUUCCAAAUCGUAUACUCUUUUAUCGUGAUGGAGUGUCAGAAGCACAAUUUCAACAUAUUUUAAAUAUUGAAGUGAAAUCAAUAAAAGCAGUAAUAUCACGUUGCUACAAACCUGGAUCUGAACCUACUCUUACGUUUAUUAUCGUCCAGAAAAGACACCAUACACGGUUCGUACCAGAGAAUGCUCGUGAUGGUGACAGACACGGAAAUUGUAACCCUGGCACAGUUAUUGAUACCUCAGUAGUUGUUCCUCACGAAUUCGAUUUUUCUCGCCCUGUUCAUUAUAAUGUUUUAUACGACGAACAUAGUUUCUCAGCAGAUGAAAUACAAACACUUACAUAUAGGCUUUGUUAUCUUUCGGCGAGGUGUACGUUAUCAAUAUCACUCGUGCCACCCGUGUACUACGCACAUUUGAUUGCAAAUCGUGCAAGACACUACCUUAAAUGGGAGGAAGAAAGUUCUGAAGUGAGCGGUGCUAGUGUUUCUACAAUUUCAGACGUGAAGGAUGUGAUGCAAAAUUCUAUGUUCUUUAUUUGA
This is a messenger RNA of Cetraspora pellucida, 2652 nucleotides long. NCBI's taxonomy places the organism in Eukaryota, Fungi, Glomeromycota, Glomeromycetes, Diversisporales, Gigasporaceae. The record is from the annotation of a GenBank genome assembly.